CGCAGCUUUCCGAUUCUGAUCAUCAUUGAUGCACUGCUGACAUAAAUCGCGUCACAAAAAGGUCGAACCUUAAAAUAGCGAUCCGCGCGAACUUGGUCAUUUAUCGACUGCUGUUACUGGUUUCUCUAUCUUACUCAUUCCCUCAUUACUGUAUUGCCAUGACAAAAGAUUCUCAAAAGACAUUCGGUCGCGCAAUGCGAUCCGAGUUUUUCCUUGAACCCGAAUACACACCAUUGAAUCAUGGUGCAUUCGGGGCCUGGCCACGCGCUUUGUUGCCUGUCUUGCAUAAAUACCAAAUGGAAGCAGAAAGUCAUCCUGACCGUUGGUUACGCCGCUGGCUGUAUCCUGAACUGGAUAGCAAUAGGCAACGACUGGCGGCGCUUAUUCACUGCCACCCUGAGGAAAUGUCUUUUAUUGCCAAUGCUUCUCACGGUCUUUGUUCUAUUCUACGAAGCUUUCCUUUCAAUAAAGGAGACAAAGUUUUAUGUUUUUCAACCGCUUUCAACGUGACGGAGCGUACUUUGACCUAUAUGAAGGACACGCAUCAUUGUCUCACGGUCACGGUUGAACUUGCCUAUCCACUCAGUGAUCAAGCUAUUCUGGAUAAAACAAGGUCAAUCAUUGAAGAAGAGCAAGCCAAAGACAAUGGUCGUAUCCGUCUAGCAGUUGUUGAUGCUAUUUCCUCUACACCUGGUGUCCGAUUCCCGUAUGAAGCGAUGGUUCGGUUACUAAGGGAGUACGACAUUAUGUCAUUCGUUGACGGCGCUCACACCAUUGGUCAUUUGCCGUUGAAUUUGCAUGAAACGGAUCCGGACUUUUUCAUUUCCACCUGUCACAAAUGGCUGUUUACACCACGCAGCUCGGCCAUACUUUACGUACCCAAACGUAACCAACAUCUCAUCCAGCCGCUUGUCAUCAACGAAUUUUAUCAAAGUCCUCAAGAAGCUGCCAACUCGGUAUGCAACUUUCAAGCGGCAUUCGAUUGGCCUGGUGCAAUUGACUUUAGCAAUUUUCUCUGCAUCAAUGCUGCGCUGGAUUACCGUGCUUCUCUCGGAGGAGAAGAAGCCAUCCAAGCUUAUUGUACCGAUCUAGCGCAAAAAGGCGGACAACGAGCGGCCGAGAUUUUGGGAACCCAGGUCAUGGAAAACGAGGAUCGCACUUUGUCGACAUGUAUGAUCAACGUGGAACUCCCGUUAUCCAAUGUAUCAAAAUCGGAUCACGAAAUCUCGCAGACCUUUGUGGAUAAAUUGAUGUACGACUACCACGCGCUGGUAACUGUCUACAAACACAAUCAUCGCUGGUGGGCUCGAUUCAGUGCGCAAGUGUAUAACGAAUUGGAUGAGUUUGAAGAUGUUGCAAAAGCGUUGGCAAAGAUUUGCAAAGAACUGGAAGCAUAAUUAGCAAUUUAUGGGAAGGCAAAAAAAAAAAUUCUUUGAACUGACAGUACCA
Molecule: messenger RNA, 1449 nt
Organism: Radiomyces spectabilis
Lineage: Eukaryota; Fungi; Mucoromycota; Mucoromycetes; Mucorales; Radiomycetaceae
Product: pyridoxal phosphate-dependent transferase
Exons: 4
Coding region: 159-1397 (412 amino acids)
Source: RefSeq, a predicted model, not a curated record